This is a messenger RNA of Lasiosphaeria miniovina, 3075 nucleotides long. Its product is annotated as armadillo-type protein. NCBI's taxonomy places the organism in Eukaryota, Fungi, Ascomycota, Sordariomycetes, Sordariales, Lasiosphaeriaceae. Gene Ontology annotation, biological process: protein import into nucleus. The record is from RefSeq and is a predicted model, not a curated record. Gene Ontology annotation, molecular function: small GTPase binding. The coding region runs from base 1 to 3075 and encodes 1024 amino acids. The transcript is spliced from 5 exons. Gene Ontology annotation, cellular component: cytosol; nuclear envelope.
AUGGAAGAGCACUUAGUGCAGCUGCUCGCCAGUACGCAGCUGGCCCUAGAGGCACCACGCAGGCAGGCCGAGCUCGAGCUUGCACUUGCCAGGAACAAUCCCGACUUCCCUCUGUCGCUUGCCCGCAUCGGCGCCCACGUGGAAGCCCCCGUCGAGAUCCGCCAGUCUGCAUUGACCGUCUUGCGGAAGUUCCUCGAGGAGAACUGGAGCCCCGAGGGCGGCGAUGGGCCUCACAUCCCCAUUCCCGACCAGGUCAAGGACCAGCUCCGCCACAUUGUCCUCGAGCUGGUGCUGAGUCGUGGCGAAGACCAGCGCAAAGUGAAGCUUGCCGCUAGCUAUGUCGUCUCCAAGAUCGCCAUGGUCGACUUCCCCGACCAAUGGCCCGCUCUCCUCCCCGCCGUCCUCGGCAUCAUGCCCGCGGGAACAGACAACCAACUCCACGGCGCUCUAUGCAUUCUCCAAGACUUGGUCGAAGAGAGUCUGUCGGACGAACAGUUCUUCUCCGUGGCCCGCGACAUCAUCAAGGCGUGCUACGACGUCGCCCUUAACGAUAACCGCAAGGAGACCCACCGCAGCUUGGCAGUGCUCGUCUUUAGGAGCUGCUUCAAUCUCAUGGAUAUUGUCAAGGACGACCACAAGAAAGAUGUCAGGAAUUUUGCCGGCGAGGUUCUCGAGGGGUGGCUUCCGUUCCUGGAGCAGGUCAUCAAUACGCCGCUCCCCGACCGUGGCGGCGCCGAUUCGCAGCCCGACAGCUGGUACGGCCCUGUCGCGCUCAAGGUCCAGGCCCUCAAGACUCUGAUUAAGAUCAAGUCUGUCUUCUCCAUCCUUUUGCUCCCCCAGAGCCCCACGUUCUUCAAAGCCACCUGGGAGGAGCUCUCGAGGCUGCAGGGCUCGUACCAGGAACUGUUCAUUGAGGCGGACGCGCAGGGGCGUCUUGAGGAUAUCGACGGUCUCCCAUUCACGCUUGACUUCCUUGUUCUAGACGAGCUCGAUUUCCUCAACCAAUGCAUGCGAGCCUCGCCUGUACAGAAGCAGCUCCGGGCCGACAUUGCCGCCCAUGGUGCCGCCCACGACACCCCUUGGGUCCUGGACCUCAUGAAGCUGCUUGUAUCCUACUCGCAGAUAACCCAGGAGGAGGAAGGUCUGUGGGAUAUCGAUAUUUCGCUCUAUCUCGCCGAAGAGACCUCGCUCUCUUCCAACUACACCGCCAGAACCGCUUGCGGUGACCUUCUGAUCAAGCUUUCGGAAUGGCUAGGCCAACAGGCUCUCGAGGGGUUGUUUGCGUACACAAAGACCAUCUUCACCACCGGACGCCAGGACUGGCGCAGACAAGAAGCGGCGCUGUACCUCUUCAAUGCCCUCCUAAACGACUUCCAGGACUGCGAGAAGCCGGUCCCGGACGGUAUCGCAGGCGCUUACCUCGAACUUGUCAACUAUGCCAUCAGCAGGCAAGACGAGCCAAUUCUGCGCGCUCGGGGCUUCCUAGUUGCGGGCGUCUUGUGCCAGAGCUACCAGCCGGCGACAGCACUGCUUGACCGGGCCAUCGAGUCGACGACUAUGGACAGCUCCGAGCUCGUGCAGGUCUCGUGUGUCAAGGCAAUCGAGGGCUUUAUCGCUACAGGUAUCCCGGCCGAUAGACAGCUCAGUAUCAUCUUGGCCAUUCAAAACUUCCUAGAGGCGAAGGAUCUCACCGAGCUGGAGGAUGCCGACGACCUCUUGGUAACCCUCCUCGAAACACUUCGUCAAGCCAUCAGCAUGGACAUGCGCAUUGCUAUCCAGCCGGACAGCAAGGCGAUCGACCUGCUCUUUGUAAUUGCUAAGCAUGGCGCCUCGAACUUCCAGGUCACCAUGAUUGUUUGCGAGACGUUUGAGUCGGCCGUCAAGACGCUGAGUGAGUCGGCCGCCUACACGGCGCUGUGCGCCAAAGUCUUGCCGUCCAUCAUAGGCGCCUUUGACGUUGCCAAUAUGACACAGGACGACCCGCUAGUCACGUUGGCGACGGAGCUGCUGGCUCUUCUCGCUCAAUAUGGCGCGGAGCCUCUCCCCACUGGGUUCAUUGCCUCUACCCUCCCGAAGCUCAAUCGGCUCUUGAUGAGCUCCACCGAGGGCGAUAUUUUGCGCCCAGGUGCCGAGGCGGUCAGGUACAUGCUCAUGCAUGACCACCAUCAGGUGUUUGGUUGGCAAGACGAAACUGGCCGUUCCGGUUUGGAGGUCUGCCUCCUCAUAAUUGAUCGUCUGCUCGGUCCUCUGGUUGAGGACAAUGCCGCGUCCGAGGUUGGCGGCCUGGCUGCCGAGCUCGUCGAGAAAGCCGGCCAAGAGAGGCUGGGUCCAUUUUUGCCGCAGCUCCUCCAGGCCGUUGCAGCCCGCCUAGAGACGGCGCAGGCAGCAGCUUUCAUACAGUCGCUCAUCAGCAUCUUCGCCCGUCUCUCACUUGUCGGGGCCCAGGACGUUGUGAAUUUCCUAAGCGAGAUCCAGAUCGGCGGCCAGAGCGGUCUUCAGGUCGUCCUCAGCAAGUGGCUUGAGAAUUCCGUCAGCUUUGCUGGCUAUGACGAGAUACGUCAAAACGUCAUUGCCCUCUCAAAACUCUACUCGCUCAACGAUGCCCGCGUGGCCCAGACGCAGGUCAAGGGUGAUCUGAUAAUAACCAGCAGCGAUAGGAUACUGACGAGGUCUCGGUCAAGGCAAGACCCAGACCAGUACACCAUCAUCCCGGCGCCGCUCAAGAUCCUCAAGGUUCUAAUUGAGGAUCUCCUCUCGGCAUCUGGCGUCCAAGCCGCGGCUGAUCUAGCAGCCGCGGCAGCUACCGACUUUGCCGAUGCCGAGGACGACGAUGGCGAUGAGGGCUGGGAGGACGAGCCGGGCGACAUGCUUGAUCUGUCACUUGGAAGCACCAAGGCGGACCUAAUGGGCUGGCUCGACAGCACCAACUCGAAGCAACCUGACGACGAGACGCAGGCAUAUCUCACCGAGUUCUUCAUCCGCGCCGCCCGCGAAAACACGGCCGGCUUCCAGGGCUGGUUCGCCAUGCUUACCGAAGACGAGAAGACGAAGCUUCAUGAGCUCGCGGCGCAGUAA